ACAAGAUCCCAAAUUCUAUGUCAAAUGACGAAACUAUCCUCACUUCGGAUGCAACCGAAGCGAAAAGCUGAUUGGAGGAAGCAAUAGAAACAGGGAAAGAUCGCACAGAAUUUCAGAAAACAAACCGGACCUUUUGGAAAUCGAAUCAAAUCGAAACCACCCACCCAACCGAAAACCUUCCCACAUCGACACACAAAAAUCAUCUCUCUCUCCCUCUAAACCUUCUUCUUCUUCUUCGUCUUCUUCUACAGACUACAGCUGGGUUUGGGAGAGAGAGAGAGAGAGAAAGAGAGCUCAGCUACUGUCUCUCAUUUUCCCAAUUCUAUCACCAAUUCCAGUCCUUUCAUUCCCAAAAAAGCCCCUUCUUUUUUCUCCAAAUGCCCCUCUCGUCCCCUUGGAGAUAAGGGAGGAACAAAAACAAAAAAGCCCAACACCACCGCCAUCAUGAUCGUCAGGACUUAUGGUCGUCGAAACCGAGGCCUUCCCAGAACUUAUUCGGAUACCCUAAACGACGCCGUUCACGAGGAGGAUUCAUUCAGAGAUUCUUUCUCCUCCCAAGAGGGUGGUUCACAGCAAGAAGGUCUUUACAGCAGCCUCGGGUUCUCUUCCCAGGACUCCACUUCCCAGUGGGCCUCCUUUGAAUCGGACCCGUACGGUCUCGAUUCGUUAUCGCAGGGGUCGUUGCCCAAGAGGGUCUCCUUUGACGAUUCGUUGAACGGCAACGGCGGCGGCGGAGUCGUUAGGAAGUCCAAGAAAGCGAGGAUUGGGAAGAGGGAAUUGGAGGCGCCCAGGAAUCACAAGCCGUCGAUUCAGCCGACCUCGACUCUGAUGGAGGCCCAGGAGUUCGGGGAGAUGAUGGAGCAUGUGGACGAGGUGAAUUUCGCGCUGGACGGGCUCAGGAGGAACCAACCGGUUCGGAUCAGGAGGGCUAGCCUGUUGUCUUUGUUGUCUAUCUGCGGCACGGCACAUCAGAGACGGCUUUUAGGGUCUCAGGGGAUGGCAAAGACAAUUAUUGAUGCUAUUUUGGGUCUUAGCUUUGACGAUUCACCCUGUAAUUUGGCUGCUGCUGCUCUUUUCUAUGUCUUGACAAAUGAUGGUCGAGAUGAUCACCUGUUGGAAUCACCGAAUUGCAUUCGGUUUCUAAUUAGAUUGUUGAAACCAAAUGCCUCUACUGCCUCAGAAGACAAAUUACCAAAAAUAGCUUCUAAGCUUCUAGCACUACGUCCAGGUGCUGACGCCAUGCAAAAGACCACCAAAAAAUUAGAUUCUACUUCUGCUGCGAUUUUUUCCAAGGUUAAUGAAAUUCUUGUAAGUUGCAAGGAAAUAAAACCAACCUGUGGGGAUGAUAGUGUAACAGUAAAGCCUGAGUUAUGCCCAAAAUGGAUUGCUCUGCUGACCAUGGAGAAAGCUUGCCUAUCUACUAUUUCUCUUGAAGAAACCUCUGGUACCGUGAGGAAAACAGGGGGCAAUUUUAAGGAAAAAUUACGAGAGCUUGGAGGUCUUGAUGCUGUUUUUGAGGUCGCUCUGAAUUGUCAUUCAGAUAUGGAGGGUUGCAUGGAAAGUGUCUCACCUUUUACUCGGGAUACAAAAGUUGACAAGGAUAUGCAAAGCCUGACUUUGCUUUUGAAAUGCUUGAAGAUCAUGGAAAACGCAACAUUCUUAAGUAAAGAUAAUCAGAGUCAUUUGCUUGAAAUGAAAGGAAACAAGGAUCGUAUUGGAACCCCUUUAUCUUUCACGGAACUUGUUCUAAGUGCAAUUAAGAUUCUCUCAGCUCUUUAUUUAGUCAAAAAUUCAUCUGAUGCCUCCAAUAAUGAGAACUCUUGUAAUCUCUCUGAUGGCACUGGCACUGCUUCUGAAGUGGCUUGGGCUUUAGGUGCAGACUGCAAAGGGGAAAGCAAAGAGAAUUCAUCCAUUAAUUCUUUUAAGAGGCACUGCACCUCAAAGAAGUUUUCAGCCGAGAAAUGCUCAAGUAUGAGGCAGAACCACCAAUUGGUGUCCAAUGACGAGUUGGAAUACUCUAUAUCUGAAACUACCAGCACCUCCAUUGCAGAUGCAUUUUCAUUGAGGACGAGACUUGAUUCUUCUACAUCUGACUCAUGCAGUGGGACACCGAGGAGUUUACUUAGUGGGUUUCAUGAGAUUAAUAAUGGUUCUAGGAAUAAUGCUGACCUUGGUCAGAGAUGCUACGUUACCGAAGAUGUGAAGCUUGAGCUUUUACAGGAUACACAAGAUCCUUUUGCAUUUGAUGAAGAUGAAUUUGAACUCUCUAAGUGGGAUGUACUAUCUGGAAAGCAAAAAAAAUAUCGGACUCAAAAAGUUGGGUUUACAUAUAGAGAACUUGAGGAUGGUAGUCAGUCUCAGAUGAUAAUGAGCCAGCAAGAAUCGAGUAAUGGGGAAGAUCAUAAUUUGCAUGAAGCUUCCUGUUCAAUAGCUGUUAAUGAAGAGGGUUCCAGUCUUCUUUCCGAUUGCCUUCUCACUGCUGUGAAGGUUCUAAUGAACUUAACGAAUGACAAUCCUGUUGGCUGUCGGCAAAUUGCUGCCUAUGGAGGAUUGGAGACCAUGUCUUCCUUGAUUGCUGGCCACUUUCCUUCAUUCAGCACAUCAUCAUUUUCCUUCAGCGAGAUAAAAGAGAACAAUUCACAUUCCAAACUUGAUCAUCAAAAUGAUAGAUCACUAACUGAUCAAGAGCUAGACUUCCUUGUUGCCAUUUUGGGCCUGCUUGUGAACUUGGUAGAGAAGGAUGGUCAAAACAGAUCAAGGCUUGCAGCACUGAGUGUUCAACUGCCUAACUCGGAAGGGUUUGAAGAUGAGAGUUGCAAAGAUGUAAUUCCACUACUCUGCUCCAUAUUUUUGGCCAACCAAGGAGCAGGCGAGGAAGGUGAAGAAGGAAAAGCAGUGCCAUGGAAUGAUGAGGCAGCCAUGCUACAAGAAGAAAAAGAAGCUGAGAAAAUGAUUGUAGAAGCUUAUGCAGCACUGCUUCUAGCAUUCCUUUCAACUGAAAGUAAGAGCAUACGGGCCACCAUUGCCGACUGUCUACCUGAUCGCAAACUGGCAGUUCUUGUACCUGUAUUGGAAAGAUUUGUGGCAUUUCAUUUGACCUUGAACAUGAUCUCCCCUGAGACUCAUAAAGCUGUGAGCGAAGUAAUUGAAUCAUGUAGGAUACCAUGAGAGAUGUUGUACAGACUCAGCCUUCAUCCCAGACAAAACCGCCAUUAUACAAUUUGGACACAAGCUUGGGUUUUUGGUGCUGCAAACUGUGACAAACUGACCAUAGUCCUGUGUGAUAGUCUGGUUGACUUUUGUUAGGUUUUUUAUUUUAAUUUUUUGGGGCCCUUUUUUUCUUUGUUGCCGUGUUAUUCUUUUGUAGGCCUUUUAUUGUUUUGUUUCGUUUUUGUUUUUGUUCUUUGUUUUUCUCUUGCACCGUUUUGGUGCAGAGAUGCAUGCAUACAAAAAUGAUAGUGAAAUGAAAAUGUUUAGAUUUUAGGCAUUGUCCAUAUAAAUCAAUUAGUAUUUGUAGUUUUCUUGUA
This is a messenger RNA of Ziziphus jujuba (common jujube), 3527 nucleotides long. RefSeq names its product wings apart-like protein 1. The record is from RefSeq and is a predicted model, not a curated record. Bases 445 to 3168 code for a protein of 907 amino acids. Gene Ontology annotation, biological process: regulation of chromosome condensation. NCBI's taxonomy places the organism in Eukaryota, Viridiplantae, Streptophyta, Magnoliopsida, Rosales, Rhamnaceae. The transcript has 13 exons.